This is a messenger RNA of Fulvia fulva, 1308 nucleotides long. Its product is annotated as FAD-dependent monooxygenase ntnJ. The record is from RefSeq and is a predicted model, not a curated record. Gene Ontology annotation, molecular function: monooxygenase activity; FAD binding. Bases 1 to 1308 code for a protein of 435 amino acids. The transcript has a single exon. NCBI's taxonomy places the organism in Eukaryota, Fungi, Ascomycota, Dothideomycetes, Mycosphaerellales, Mycosphaerellaceae.
AUGCCUCAACCCGGAGACAACUGGAGACCUCUUGACAUCGCUGUCAUUGGUGGUGGAAUCGGUGGUCUAGCAGUGUCGAUUGCCUUGAGGAGAGCAGGCCACAAAAUCACAAUCUAUGAACGAGCAGACUUUGCUGGUGAGGUCGGUGCAUCGAUCUCCUGUGCAGCAAAUGGCAUGAAGUGGCUUCACGAAUGGGGCGUCGACAUCGAGAAGGGCGAUGGCGUGUAUCUCAAGCAACUUAUCAACCGCGACUGGCAGACGGGUGAGCCUGUCAGCGUGUACGACCUGAGCGAUUAUGAGGCAAAGUGGGGCCGGCCAUACUACAUGUUCCACAGGCAAGACAUGCACAAGAUGUUCAUGGACUGUGCAAUGCAAGAAGAAGGCGCAGGCACUCCAGUCAAGCUUAUUGUCAACUACAAAGCCAUCGACAUCGACACCAACUCUGGUUCCAUUACAUUCGAGAAUGCCAACAAGACACAGCACGAAGCGAUCAUCGGAGCUGACGGUAUCGGAUCGCAAGUACGAAAGCUCAUUGGCAUCAUUGUCGACAAGCGUCCCGCCGACUCCAGCUGUCUUCACGCCAACGUCACAACCGAAGAGGCUGUAAAGCUAGGCUUCCCUGACUACGGCAAGAACAGCGCCAUCGAGUACUGGGGUGGCCACCACACCUUCAACAAGAUCGUCCUCUCGCCCUGCAAUCGCGGCACACUGCUAUCGUACUACUGCUUCUUCCCACAAGAGAAGGGCGACUUUACCGAGCAAAAAUGGGACGCGUCGUCGACGACAGAAGAGCUUCUGUCACCUUAUCCAGAUCUCGACAAGCAAGUCUGGAACCAUCUUUCAAUUGGCAAAGAGAUCCGACCAUGGCGAUUGUGGGUCCACGAGCCAUACUCGCACUGGCAGAAGGGUGUUGCCUGCAUCAUGGGCGACGCCGCACAUCCAAUGAUGCCAGAUCAGAGUCAGGGUGCUUGCACGGCGCUCGAAGACGCUGCAGCACUCGGCCUCUUGUUCAGCAAGGACUUCUGGACUGGCAGUGUUCCUGAUGCGUUGAAGCUGUACGAGACGGUGCGACACCCAAGAGCCACCAAAGUUCAGGCUGCAUCCGCUCGAGCACGAGAGAAUAUCCAUGAGAGGAUAGGCUUCAGCGACAACACCGACAACCCGUUGUACGAUGUGAAGAGAGAGGAGGGUAAGCUGACCAUCAACGAGAUGAACUCGUAUGACAUGAGAGCGGACAUUAGGAACCAUUGGCCUCAAGGCUGGCCACAGACCGAUGGCACCAACGGUGUCACGAAUGGCGUGCACUGA